This is a messenger RNA of Dreissena polymorpha, 1713 nucleotides long. RefSeq names its product DNA-directed RNA polymerase III subunit RPC3-like. The transcript is spliced from 15 exons. The record is from RefSeq and is a predicted model, not a curated record. Gene Ontology annotation, biological process: DNA-templated transcription. Gene Ontology annotation, molecular function: single-stranded DNA binding. Bases 61 to 1647 code for a protein of 528 amino acids. Gene Ontology annotation, cellular component: RNA polymerase III complex. Lineage: Eukaryota; Metazoa; Mollusca; Bivalvia; Myida; Dreissenidae.
AGCAGAGAACCAGUCCAUGUGUUGUUGCAGUUGUCUGCAUCAUAUUUCCACGUUUUGAUCAUGUCAAAUUGCAAGUCAAGUAUCUGCAGCCACCUGAUUAAAGAUCAUUUUGGAGAUCUCACACAAACAGUUUGUGAUGUAUUGUUACAAAAAUGCGACUGUCACCUUCGUCAGCUGACAUCUGAGGCCAAAAUACCCCUCGACCGGGUCAAGCAUGUUUUAACGGUUCUUAUACAGAAUAAUUUGGUGACAUUCCAAAAAAACAAGCGAGGUCAGACAGAAUACACCCUCGAUCAUGAUGCCAUACUAUGGAGAAAUCGCAUUCCACACUACAUAUUCUGUGGAAAGAACUUGUACGGCGAUGCAGCUGAACUUCUUAUUGAGGACAUUGCACACAAUGGUCAGAUUACCAUGUCAACUGUUGUGGAAAAUGUGACCGAUAAACUCAAUGAAGCUUUAGAAAAUGCAGGACACCCUAAGAUUGGUGCCAGUGUUGUGUAUGAGAAAUUCAAGGCGUUGGCCAACACCCACUUCAUCAAGCAAUGUGUGAAUCCUUUAGAGACGCUGUGCCCUGAAGACAUUGAUGAAUGUGCUGUUGCAAAGUUAUACACUGUGCCACCCUUUCAACCUGGAAACAGAAAGAGAAAGCUGGCAAGUGAUGAAGAAGCUCAGCCUGUAAAUAAGAAAAUAAAAACUGAAGCAGGAGCAUCAGCUGCUGAUGACCAUAUCUACUGGACAAUCAACAACAACAGAUUUCACCGCUACUUUACAGACCAGUUACUAAUUAAGGCAAUUCGCUCGAAAAUUGAUGAGCGAGCAGGUCAGAUCCUGCAGACCAUACUUCGGCUGAAUGAGGUGAUGACAGAGGACCUCGCCCUCACCUCCAAUCCAGUCUCCUUUAUUGAGAUAUUUCAGGCUUUACCUAAAGACUUGCAACUCUCAAAGCAGAUCUGUGAACAGUACUUGACAGUCAUGGCUGAUGAUUCGACUGGAUUUGUGAACAAAAUUGGGGACAGUGGUGGCGGCAUGUACACUAUCAACAUGAUGAAAGCCAUGACUACUAUCUGUACGGCACAUGUUGAGUCUGUCAUUCAGGAGAGGUUUGGAUCAAAGAGUUUAAGAAUUUUCCGAGUCCUGAUCCUCAAAAAACAUCUGGAACAGAAACAGAUAGAAGAGCUGGUCAUGAUUCCAGCUAAAGAAGCCAAAGAGCUCCUGUAUAACAUGUUUGCUCAGAACUUCAUAACCAUUACUGAGAUCUCCAAGACUGCUGACCAUGCCCCGGCCAGAUCCUUUUAUCUGUUCAGGGUCAACUUGGAGCAGGUGGCUCGCAUGCUGCUGGAGCACUCUAUGAAGGCUUUAAUGAAUACAAUAGUGAAACGGGAAAUGGAAACAAGGGAAAACAGGCGCUUGAUGGAGAAGGAAGAGCGGGCAGAGGCGAUCAUCGCCAACCUGGAACGCAGCGGGGGAGACGCCGAGCAGAAAGAGGAGAUCCUGCAGUCCAUCACACCCGCCGAGAAAACACAGCUCAAGAGGGUCAAACAUAUGAUCAAUAUGCUAGAUCAGUGUGAGCUGCAGCUGGAUGAGACAAUAUUCGUGUUGGAGACCUACCUCCAGUACUGUGAGACAAAACUGAAGACAAAACGCUGACAGCUGCUGAAAUCUGUUAUGGAUGGUGUUUGAUUGAUAAAAAAGUAAUAAAAACAAGAAGUUUUA